Molecule: messenger RNA, 3680 nt
Organism: Gambusia affinis (western mosquitofish)
Lineage: Eukaryota; Metazoa; Chordata; Actinopteri; Cyprinodontiformes; Poeciliidae
Exons: 4
Coding region: 227-1639 (470 amino acids)
Molecular function (GO): protein binding
Source: RefSeq, a predicted model, not a curated record
CGUAUCAACUCUCCAGGUCGGCCCCUAUAGGAUGUUUGCCGCCGGACGGUUCUUAGUGUAACGCUAAAAGAAAUCGACCGUCUUCCGGUGUAAACAUAAGGCUGCAGUUGGAAUAAAUUCGCCGAAAACUUCAAAAUAGCGAUUCAUUAAAAAGCCUAAAUUAUUAACCGUAUAUUUACGCACUAGGUUUGUUGACAGUUGUUCUAUACGUUGAGUGUAUGAAGUAAUGGAAGGGCCACCGCAGCUACCACCUGAACUUUGGGUUUAUGUGUUUAGCUAUCUUAGCACAGAGGAAAAACACACGGUUCGCUCCUGCUGCAGGCACUUAAAGAAGCUUAUCGACCAUCCAUCCCUAUGGAAGGACUACACUGUGGUGAUGUCCGAACUUCGCCGCUACACUUACGGCUUCUGGCACACGUUGAAUUACCGUAAGCUCACCCGGGUGGCUGUGCGACACCUGCGGCGAAAAGAGUGGCGACGUUUGGUAAAGUUCCUCCCGUCGCUCACGGCCAUAGUAUUUGUAGAUGGCGGGCGACAAUAUAAAGAGAAAUACAUGGACAACCUUGCCCGAUUUCCCAACCUACGGGACCUCGGGGUACGGAACGCUACCUGGGAUGAAGCGUUGCUUGGCCACAGCCUAACGGAACACCUUCAGGAGCGCCUCACACACCUGAGCGUGUGCAACGUGCGGCUGCCCAACACUGUGGAGUUUAUAAAAACUGUGUCCCAGCUGGUCAACCUGCGCUUCCUCCUUUUCCACCAGCAGAGUGAGGGUUACGGGCUGGACACGGUGAGGCCUGUUCCCCGCAACGACUUCCACGCCAUGUUGCUGAAGCUGAAGAAGCUGAUCCACCUUUCCUGGGGGAUGAAGGGGGAGCCACCAGAACCGCUUCCUGACGACUACUUGAGUCCACCGAAUCCAGAACAGCCAGGUGUGCCUUCUCCUUAUGCCUGCUGUCAUAGAUUCUCAGGACUGUCUUCGUACGGCGGCCCGGCGCUGACCAGUCUGGAGCUUGUGGACUAUCCUGAGACUAUCCUCCCUGAAAACGCUCUGAGGAGUCUGACCUCACUGCGGUCUCUUGCUGUCCGCUACAGGUACAUCAGAGAAGGGAUUGAGUGUCGACUCCGGUCCUGGCUGACCCCUCUGCGACAGUUGGAGUCACUCACCAUCAUCGGUGGGAACUCCCUUGCUACAUAUACAACCACCAUCCCACCCAGUGUGACCAGGCUGACACUGCGAGUGGCCAUAACUCUGAAAGACAUGGACUCCAUUGCUCCUAAAGUUCCAGGACUGGAGCACCUGGACAUUGAGCAGAACCGUUCUAGUGGAAGCCUCUGCAGACGGAUCCCCAUGCUAUUUCCUCAUCUCAAGACUCUUAGGAUACGAUUUUUCCGCCGGGAGCCAGAGAAAGAUCUCCUCAGUCUCCACAAACUGCGACACCUGGUGCAGCUGGAGCUCCUGGUUGAACGCUCCUUCAUCCUGAGGGAUUACCUGAACGGCCACCCCUGGCCCAGCCCCUGUGUGCAGGAGCUCAUCAAUGAGCUUCGGGAUCUGUCAGAGAACAGGAUCACUGUUAUCACCACAAUGCGCCAGAGAAACCUUCUAAGAGAGUGUGACUGUUUGUGGGAGGGGGACUGAUGUGCUUUAUGUAGGGCCAGACAAGAAGGUACACAGUUCAUAAAGUGCAAUGCUCAAAGGACAGAGUCAAAAAAGGUUAAGAGGUCAAAGCUGCAGUGGUUGCCAGUUUUUCUAAAAUGAAACAUUUGGAUUCUGUAUGUAUGCUUUUGUUAAUAAAUUGACAUUCAUGUCAAUGGCUGAGGAUUCAUAGUGACCAUUUAGCUGAUUAAAUACAGGCUCUAACAGAUUUCUGUGACUGUCAGAAGCAUCUCCUGAAGUGAACUACUUGACUUUUCUGGGACUCGAACUCUAAAAUCCAGUUUUCCUCAUGGAGCAAUGCAGCAAUCAUAGAAAUCAUAGUCUGUGUGUUGCAGAAUUCUUGUGUAUAAAAACCUGGGAUAAGUUUUUCUACAUGUUAUAUUAUGAGAGUAAACAUUGACCCACGAAGACUCAUUUGAUACAAAACAAGCAGCAUAAUUUAAAUUAUGCAGAGGUGGGACCUCUAGUCACAUGACUUGGACUUGAAUCGAUUAAUAUUAAGACUUUAGACUUGACUUGAAAAAAUCUUCAGACUUGGAUUUGAACCUGGUUACUUGAAAAGACUUGAUAUUUUACCCAAAAUAUAAAGUGUAAAACACAUAUUUAUAAAGUAGACCCAUUAAUUCAUUACACUCAGUCAUAUAGAAACACAUGAGCUCCAAGAUGUGCAGAACUUCACAGGCAGCAAACCAGCAAAAGGCAAAGAGCUUCACUCAGUUCUAGCAGGUUACUGCUGUUGGAUGUUAACAAUAGGCUACUAGUAUUGUUGAUGUUCAAAAGUGGGUAGAACUGUUUCCAUUUACUUGAGUAACGUUUUGGGAGGAAAAGGUAUUUUUAAGAGUUUUUUUUACUGUACUGAGUAAUAUUAUUUUUACUACUCUUGCUUGAGUAGACUGACUUUACAUUUUAAAAAAAACUUCAGAAAUUGAAAAUAUUACAUUUCUGCAACGUGAGCUAAUGCUUAUGCAAAUUUGAGGAUAACUCAACAUUUUAUACAUGUCACUGUUUAUAUCUUGUUUAAUUUGCAAUAAACAGUUAUCCUACUUGAAAAGUUACAUAAAGAUUUGUUUAUGCAAUUCUAUUAAAAGCAAACGGUUGUUUAGUUUACCCUCACACCCCCCAAAAUAAGCCAAUGCCCCCCCAUACUCUUCUGGAGCCGGGGGUCCGUUUCAGAAAGCCGGUUCUGGACCUGAACUCAGGGCCCAUCAUAAUGAUGAACUGGGUCCAGUUCCAUCACAGGAUGGACCACCGUCCAUCCUAUUGAAGACAUCAGGACAAUAGAUUGUUUACUGUAGUCUACUGGGGUUUUUUACACUUUGUGUUCAGCUGCAUGUUUUUAAUCAAGAUUUUAAAUAAAUAUAGAUUUAAAAACAAAUGGCUUAUUAUUUACAUUUAACAUAAAAUUGCAACAUUGUUAAAAAAGGGGGAGAAAAGACUCAAAAGGACUUGAGUCCUCAUGUUUUAGACUCGGGACUUGAGGAUUAAGACUUGAGACUCAAAACCCUGAUUUGGUCCCAUCUCUGGUAUUUAGUAAAAAUCAACCUCUGUGUCGUGUUGUCUUGAUAUUCCCUAAUCAAAAACAAACCUGGAGUGUUUCUUUGAUUCUUUAAAGCACGUUUAAGGGAUGCUUGAAUCUCCCAUGGCAACCAUUUUGGGGUGCCUCAUCUGCUCUCACACCCCAUAUCUUCACAAAGUUUCUCUGCGCUGCAGUUUUCAGCUCAGCUUCCGGCUCUCAGAUCAGCCGCCCUCUAAACUCCCCGUUGGCUCCUCAGACUAGCGGUCAGUGUUGGCAUAGUUACUUUGAAAAAGUAACUUUAAUCGGACUACUGAUUACUCCUUGAAAAGGUAACUUAGUUAUAUUACUGACUACUUGAUUUGGAAAGUAACUAAGUUACAUUAAAAGUAACUUUUUAGUUACUUUCAGCAGGUGCUAACAACAACGUUCCGCCUCUUGUGAAAAUCACAUUGAUCUUUGUCAAUUCUUAAUUGUAAGCUAUUUUAUAAUGGUAACAUCAACAAUGUG